This is a messenger RNA of Perkinsus marinus ATCC 50983, 186 nucleotides long. RefSeq lists its product as hypothetical. NCBI's taxonomy places the organism in Eukaryota, Perkinsozoa, Perkinsida, Perkinsidae. The transcript is spliced from 3 exons. Bases 1 to 186 code for a protein of 61 amino acids. The record is from RefSeq and is a predicted model, not a curated record.
AUGUCAUCCACCUUCUGCUUCCUCUUUAUCACGUUGAUGCGAGGGUUCGAGACGAAGCAUCCAGUAGUCGAGUGGACGAAUGUUAGGAAAGAUACCAAGAUUCCUGAUGGUGAUGAACUUAUGGAGAAGUUCCAGGAUCCAAGCCAGGCUGAUAAGACAUCAGGUACUAUCGACAUCUGUCAUUAG